Ochlerotatus camptorhynchus is the source of this 739-nucleotide messenger RNA. Its product is annotated as glutamic acid-rich protein-like. The transcript is spliced from 2 exons. Bases 108 to 605 code for a protein of 165 amino acids. The record is from RefSeq and is a predicted model, not a curated record. Lineage: Eukaryota; Metazoa; Arthropoda; Insecta; Diptera; Culicidae.
UCCCGAGAAGCACCGACUGCGGCGCAAACAAUACUGCAUUAGAGGGGUGUUUUUCAGACGGAAAUUAGACAAUUUCGCACUAGACAUAGGUUAAUCGGUGCUUCACAAUGUUGUAUCAACGUAUAAAACUCAGCCGUCCGUUAGAGGAAAGUAUCAUUCGAGCAGAUCUUUCACUCGAGAACAGUUCUGAAAGCAAUACAAGUGUCCUAUACAAACGAAUAAUUUCAAUCAAAAUGAAGAUAGUCGCAGUUUUCGUGAUCCUGGCAGCUUGCUGCUUGAUGGAGGUUGCUUUUGCAGCUCCCAGCCAGCAGCGAGGAAUAGAGAAGCGACACGCUCAGGAGCAAGAGCCAACCCCUUCCGAUGAGGAAAAGCCAUCGGAAGAUUCGGAAAGUGGAACUGAUGAGGAGAAACCGGAGGAAAAAGCCCCGGAAGAAGGGGACAAGGAUGAAGCUGACGAGGGUGAUGAAAACCAGGAAGGACAAGACGAGAAUUGUCACCACCAUCAUCAGCAGCAGCAUGAAGAUGGUCAGGACGAUGAAGGAGAAAAGACCGACGAUGGUGAAGGUCAGACCGAUGUCGAAGAACCAGCCAAGUCAGAUGAGUGAAUAUUUAUUAAAUACAUUUGUUAGGGACAAGUUUUGAAAAUGAGUGAUGUUUCGAAUAUUCUAUAUAAUAAACUUAGUAAUUAAUAAACGCAUAAGUUGACCGAAACAUUAAGAAGCUGAUUAUCUUCUAUGAU